This is a messenger RNA of Paramacrobiotus metropolitanus, 1825 nucleotides long. RefSeq lists its product as uncharacterized. The record is from RefSeq and is a predicted model, not a curated record. The transcript has 4 exons. NCBI's taxonomy places the organism in Eukaryota, Metazoa, Tardigrada, Eutardigrada, Parachela, Macrobiotidae. The coding region runs from base 260 to 1825 and encodes 521 amino acids.
CAGUGGCGGCAUGGCUGCAAGGAAAAUAACUGUCCAACGCGGAUAUUACCAAACGGUGAAACAAAACAGUGCCUGUGUCGGUGGAUUGUAUUUGUCUGCCGCUUUCUAAACCUGUUUGGCGAUACCAAAUACAUAACACUCUCGCAAAACGUAUCGUUUCAUGUUAAAUUAUUGCGCAUUUGUUAAAACGUUUCAUUUGUGCGUUUUACCAAAAAAAGGCGAAUAGCUAUUCGAGUGAUCAGUUUCCAGAGUUUAUACCAUGCGUCCAUUUCAAAUAUUAGUCCAGUGCGUAGUUCUUCUGGAUUUUUUGCAUCACAGCGUUGGAAAGCGAAAAGGCGGCGAAGUGAUACACGACAAGUCCGGGAUGUUUUCACCGCUUCCUGCCUUCAACACGGAACUGAUGACCCGCGACCAGUGCGAACUACAGUUCACCGCCCACUGCGGAGUGCGCUCUAACGUCGGCAACUCCUUCGCGUGCGCUCAGAAUCAAGGACUGGCUGUUAACUGCAGCAGUGAAGCAUCCAACGAUGAAGUAAGGCAUCUGGCGAUAGCGUUAUCUAAACCACCACUCAAGGCGGUUUUCAUCAGUCUCAACGAUGGACCACAAAUCGCCUUUGAGAACUUAGCGCCGGUGCGCGAACAGACGGUGGUCUUCCAGCUCCACAACUGCCGUUUACCGCGUGCCACCAAGAAGCUGGCCCAACUGCGUCUGCCGCAUCUGCUGGAAUUUAGCGCCCAUCACUGCCGCGCCUUGGAUGUCAGACGAGCCGAUUUUUGGCAGUCCGGCAAACUCCGACUCAUCCAGUUCCACAAUUCCACGAUAGAAUUCUUGGAAGAAGGCACCUUCGCCGAUUUGCCUGGUUUGCGUCUCUUGUCGUUGGAACGCGGGUUAUCCGAAAUCAUGGAGUACCCGGAAGACAUUCGAAGCUACAUUGUAAGACUGCAUUGCGGAUGCGAGUUCAAAUCUUUCCGACGUUGGUUUAGCGCCAGCAGACUGAUGCGGUAUGCGAACGAAGGACAGAUUUACCGCAUCGAAUACGACGCGUGGCGCAAUGAAGAUUUGGGGUAUGACAAUGUCGUCCUGCCCAUCGACUGUACCGAAGCAGCAUUUCCCAACCAAACACUUUUUAUUCGGAGUAGUCUGGAUUCGUUUUCGGUUAACGAAGACCUUUAUAACGAAACGUUUCCCGAGCGCUGUGAUAAGGACACCAACGAUAUGUUUCCCACAUUUUGGAGCGAACCGAUGACUGAGAACGAAUGCCGCGUACGAGAGCUCAUCGAAUGCAGUUGUCUGCUGCGGAGUUACCGGCGCUGCGAGGAGCAGUGGCCACGAGGGUCCUUUUCUUCAAGAACUAACUGCACUCACGCUGAAGAGGUUAACGAAAUACGUCAGCUGGCCAAAGCUCUGGCGCAGCAACCGCCGCGUCCGACAGUGUGGACCAUCGCAGACAGUGUUCCCAUCACAACAGCCGACGUAGCACCGAUUCGGCGGACCAUCGUCCGGUUUGACCUUUUCAGAUGCACCAGCAGCCGGUCGACGACGAAGGCUAGUGACCUCCAACUGACGAGUCUGUUGGACUAUUGCAUUUCGGAUUGCAGCGAUCUGGACGUCCAGCGAGACGACUUUCAGCUGCUCCCAAAGUUGCGCCUGCUGAUUUUCUCUAACACCACAAUCCACAGUCUGCAUAUCGGCGCUUUCAGUUAUCUGUCAGAGUUGCGUUUGCUCAGUUUGGAACACGGUAUCAGCAGCAUUGGCGUCCCGCGGCGCGCUCUGCGAUUUGUCACGUCCCAUCUGGACUUCCGGACUAACCACACGUUUUCAUAA